This is a messenger RNA of Juglans microcarpa x Juglans regia, 1742 nucleotides long. Its product is annotated as serine/threonine-protein kinase SRK2I-like. Gene Ontology annotation, molecular function: ATP binding; protein serine/threonine kinase activity. Gene Ontology annotation, cellular component: nucleus. The record is from RefSeq and is a predicted model, not a curated record. The transcript has 9 exons. Gene Ontology annotation, biological process: protein phosphorylation; intracellular signal transduction. Bases 376 to 1476 code for a protein of 366 amino acids. Lineage: Eukaryota; Viridiplantae; Streptophyta; Magnoliopsida; Fagales; Juglandaceae.
CUGUUCAGCUUGAGACGGCGCCGUCUGGUCACGUACCGACACCGCUUCUUGUCUCAUUCACUUUGUACCGUUCUUUUUGCAACAUCAUUUACAUCACCCUGACAAAAUUCUUUAAAUUCAACGUCAUUUCCGAUCAUUACUCCGUCUCCGAUCACGAAAAUCUACAGCACUUUUCCAAACCUCACCGAAACGCCCUUGACCGAGUUUUGACCUUUUCUACUACCGACUCAUCCCGAGUGAGUUCGCGGACCUCCGACGGCCGAUUCUCCAAACUGACCUUAGUUGUCUGCAGCGAUUACGAUUUAACGAACCCUAGCCGUUUUUACAUCUCUCUAAUGUGAUCAAGUUUGAUUAGGUCAAAGCCGGAGAGUACAAAUGGAUCGGGCCGUGAUAGCAGUCGGGCCGGGUACAGACAUGCCGAUUAUGCACGAUAGCGAUCGAUACGAUUUAGUCCGAGAUAUCGGGUCUGGUAGUUUCGGGGUCGCCAGGCUGAUGAGAGACAAGCAAACCAAGGAGCUCGUCGCCGUCAAGUACAUCGAGCGGGGAGAUAAGAUAGAUGAAAAUGUUCGAAGAGAAAUCAUUAAUCACAGGUCUCUGAGGCAUCCCAACAUUGUUCAGUUUAAAGAGGUGAUUUUAACCCCAACUCAUCUGGCAAUUGUUAUGGAAUAUGCAUCUGGUGGAGAGCUUUUUGAUCGAAUAUGCAGUGCAGGACGUUUUAGUGAGGAUGAGGCACGCUUUUUCUUUCAACAACUUAUAUCUGGAGUUAGCUACUGCCAUGCAAUGCAAGUAUGUCACCGGGACUUGACACUGGAAAACACUCUGUUGGAUGGAAGCCCAGCUCCUCGGUUGAAGAUAUGUGAUUUUGGGUAUUCCAAGUCUUCUGUGCUUCAUUCACAACCAAAGUCAACUGUGGGAACUCCUGCUUACAUUGCUCCGGAAGUACUGCUAAGGAAAGAGUAUGAUGGCAAGAUUGCCGAUGUAUGGUCAUGUGGGGUGACCUUAUACGUGAUGCUGGUGGGAGCAUAUCCUUUUGAGGAUCCUGAUAAACCAAAGGAUUUCUGCAAGACUAUCCAAAGAGUUCUAAGUCUCCAGUAUUCCAUUCCAGACUCUGUUCAAAUAUCUCUAGAGUGUCGCAACCUCAUCUCAAGAAUUUUUGUUUCAGAUCCUGUAGCGAGGAUCACCAUUACUGAAAUCAAGAACCAUGAGUGGUUUUUGAAGAAUCUCCCCGCAGACUUGAUGGAUGAAAGGACGAUGGGCAACCAAUUUCAAGAAGCCGACCAACCGAUGCAGAGCAUUGAUGUGAUCAUGCAUUUAAUUGCUGAAGCAACCGUACCUGCAGUUGGGACUCGUAACCUCGACCAGUAUUUGAUAGACAACCCGGAUCUGGAUGAUGACAUGGUUUAUCUGGGGUCUGACUCGGGGUCCGACUCUGAGCUUGAUAUCGACAGCAGUGGGGAGAUAGUCUACGCACUGUGAACUCAAGUGCUGUGAGCUUGGUAGAGACAGCACGCACUUGGAGUCCGAUUCCUCGGUCCGCAACAUAGUGUUAGUACUCAGUAGUGCUAGGAAAUUAAUGUCCCUUGAAGUACAUAAUAUUAUUGGACUGGAUGAUGUUGUAAAAUCUAAUCCUCCUCUCCUACCCGUUGAACUCUUGUUUGUUUCUUAUUUUCACAUUAUGCUUUAUAUUUUUCGUUGUGUUUUGGCUUUGAGUAGAUGAAUGUAGUUCCCGCACAAUUUCCAUU